UAAUCCAGUCUGUAUGUCCUGUUAAUCCAGUCUCUCUGUCCUGUUAAUCCAGUCUGUAUGUCCUGUUAAUCCAGGCUGUAUAUUCUGUUAAUCCAGUCUCUCUGUUCUGUUAACCCAGUCUGUAUAUCCUGUUAAUCCAGUCUGUAUAUCCUGUUAAUCCAGGCUGUAUAUUCUGUUAAUCCAGUCUCUCUGUUCUGUUAAUCCAGUCUCUCUGUCCUGUUAAUCCAGUAUGUAUAUUCUGUUAAUCCAGUCUCUCAACAUGUAUUAUCCUUAACCCUGGUGCCUCUACGUGGUUUGAGCGCUGCAGUAUAAUGGUGAUAUUACUCAACUGUGUGACCCUGGGCAUGUACCAACCCUGUGAGAACAUAGACUGCUCUUCAGACCGCUGUAAGGUACUACAGGCCUUCGAUGUGUUCAUCUAUGUCUUCUUUGCGGUGGAAAUGGUGGUGAAGAUGAUGGCCCUCGGAAUCUUUGGCCAUCGCUGUUACCUGGGUGACACGUGGAACCGUCUGGAUUUCUUCAUCGUCAUGGCAGGGAUGGUAGAAUACUCCUUGGACCUCCAGAACAUCAACCUCUCAGCCAUCAGGACAGUCAGGGUCCUCAGACCCCUCAAAGCCAUCAACAGAGUUCCAAGUAUGCGUAUCUUGGUGAAUCUCCUCCUGGACACUCUCCCCAUGCUUGGGAAUGUCCUGCUACUCUGUUUCUUCGUCUUCUUCAUCUUCGGCGUCAUCGGAGUGCAGCUGUGGGCGGGGCUACUGAGGAACCGCUGCUACCCCAAGGAAAACUUCACCCUUUCUAAAGACAUCUCCCUGCCUCGCCCUUACUACAUGGCAGACGAGGAUGAUGAGCGACCCUUCAUCUGCUCUCUCGCCCAGGACAACGGCAUCAUGGCGUGCACCGACGUCCCGGCCCGCCGAGAACUAGGACGUACCUGCUGCCUGGACAAGGACGAUGUGACACACAGACAGGGUUUGGGGCUGAGUCCUGAACCCCUGGUUAACGGGUCAGUGAGUGGGCCUGGACUGUGUGUCAACUGGAACCAGUAUUACACACGCUGUCACACGGGCCACAGCAACCCACAUAAAGGAGCCAUCAACUUCGACAAUAUCGCCUACGCUUGGAUCGUCAUCUUUCAGGUCAUCACCCUGGAAGGCUGGGUAGAGAUCAUGUACUAUGUAAUGGAUGCUCACUCCUUCUACAACUUCAUCUACUUUAUACUGCUCAUCAUCAUUGGUUCUUUCUUCAUGAUCAACCUCUGCCUGGUGGUGAUCGCCACCCAGUUCAGUGAGACCAAGCAGCGGGAGCACCAGCUGAUGCAGGAGCAGAGAGCCCAGGCCCACUCUUCCUCUACUCUAGCCAGCAUGACUGAGCCCUCGGCAGGCUGCUAUGAGUCCGUCUUCCAGCUGGUCUGCCACGUCCUCCGCAAGGCCCGCAGGAGGUCCAUGGCGCUCUGUAACCGACUGUUGGGGAGGCCCAAGGAGGUGAAAGGAGCAGGGAGAAGAGGAGGAGGAGAGAAGACGAACGUGAAUGGAGGAGGAAGAGGAGUAGGUGGAGAGAGGAGAGGGCAGCACAGACAGGGUGAGUGGUGA
Oncorhynchus mykiss (rainbow trout) is the source of this 1589-nucleotide messenger RNA. The record is from RefSeq and is a predicted model, not a curated record. NCBI's taxonomy places the organism in Eukaryota, Metazoa, Chordata, Actinopteri, Salmoniformes, Salmonidae.